AUGGCGUCCACAGACUCUGCUCCGGGCAGAUUUAAUGGUCUGCACAGAAAAGUCCUCGGCGAACUGGGCCUUCUGACACUAUGGCAUUCAUCAUUGGACGUCAAGGUUCUCUGUGCACAGCGCUUCAUCCGACUCUUCGCCUAUGGAGGUUCAACUCUGAUAUUAGCUUCAUACCUGUCUGCCUUGGGUAUCUCAGAUGACCGCAUUGGCUUAUUUAUGACCUUGACUCUGGUCGGCGAUGUCGCAAUCAGCUUUUUCCUUACUCUCUUCGCAGACGCAAUGGGCCGCAGAGCAGUCCUGGCUUUGGGUUCUGCGCUCAUGGCCUGCAGUGGUAUCGUCUUUGGUCUAUUUGACAAUUACCGGAUUCUCUUAACUGCUGCAGUGCUCGGUGUCAUCAGUCCUAGUGGUAAUGAGAUUGGUCCUUUCCGAGCUGUUGAGGAAUCUACUCUGGCUCAUCUUACUGCCAAAGAGCAUCUCAGCGAUAUCUUCGUCUGGUACUCUUUGAUCGGCACCGCAGGCACCGCCCUCGGAAUGAUGGUGUGCGGGUGGAUCAUCAACCUAUUGCAAACUACCAGAGGUUGGCAAUAUCUCAAUGCAUGCCAGAUUGUCUUCUUCGCAUAUGCCGGGAUCGGUGCAGUCAAGUUUCUUCUUUCCAUCUGCCUAAGUCACGAAGUUGAAGCCGCCAAGAAGGACAAGAAUGGUGCUACUGCCUCUCAACAGCAACGAGCAGCUGAUGGUCCGGAAACCCAGCCUCUCCUAGGCGAAAGAGCCAACAACGAGGACAACCAGAAGAAAUCACUCUUCUCUUUUCUCGGCAGUAGCGAUCUCCUCUCUUUAGUCAUCACACUCUUCGUCUUGUUUGGUCUGGACUCGUUCGCCUCAGGUUUGGCCUCAUUAUCCUGGAUGACAUACUUCUUCAAGCGCAAGUUCUCUCUGCCUGAGGGAGAGCUCGGCUCGAUCUUCUUUACCACCAGCCUAAUCUCCGCCGCAUCCAUGCUGGUUGCAUCCUCCAUAGCCAAACGCAUCGGCAAUGUCAAGACCAUGGUCUUCACCCAUUUGCCGUCCGCCAUUUGUCUGGCUCUCAUCCCAGUUCCCUCCGCCCUGCCGGCAGCCUUGACCUUCUUGAUCCUCCGUGCCUGUUCACAGAGCAUGGAUGUCGCCCCACGCAGUGCCUUCUUGGCCGCUGCUCUUCCGCCCGAAAAGCGCACUGCAAUCAUGGGCGCCAUCAACGUCGUCAAGACUUGCAGUCAGAGCUUAGGCCCGCUCAUCACUGGUGUCCUGGCCGAUCAUAAUCUUUUCGGUGCUUCCUUCACGCUUGCCGGUAUCCUGAAAGCAAUCUAUGAUAUCGGAAUGCUGAUAAGCUUUGCGGGGAGAGAGCGUGCGCAAAAGAUAGCUUCGGAUCGGCCCGGAGAGAGCGCUUAG
This is a messenger RNA of Aspergillus fischeri NRRL 181, 1422 nucleotides long. RefSeq names its product putative MFS transporter. The coding region runs from base 1 to 1422 and encodes 473 amino acids. The transcript is spliced from 4 exons. NCBI's taxonomy places the organism in Eukaryota, Fungi, Ascomycota, Eurotiomycetes, Eurotiales, Aspergillaceae. Gene Ontology annotation, cellular component: fungal-type vacuole membrane. Gene Ontology annotation, molecular function: transmembrane transporter activity. The record is from RefSeq and is a predicted model, not a curated record. Gene Ontology annotation, biological process: transmembrane transport.